Molecule: messenger RNA, 1300 nt
Organism: Nematostella vectensis (starlet sea anemone)
Lineage: Eukaryota; Metazoa; Cnidaria; Anthozoa; Actiniaria; Edwardsiidae
Exons: 3
Coding region: 882-1247 (121 amino acids)
Source: RefSeq, a predicted model, not a curated record
CAUUACGCCAUUCGAACCUAAACCUGCUAUGCAUCUUUCCGCUUCUCCGGCAAGGUGCAUUUUGAGCUGAAUCAUUCUUAUGUUGUUGCUGAGAUGAUUCUUGUCGUGGAUAUGAAUCUUGAAUUUGUCGACGAAAUCGGCAUAAUCUAGCGGGUUUCCGUCAAACUUUGUUAGCGCCACGGUCGGUAUGUCUUUGCUAGCUUCUAAUUUAUACAGUGCGUCGGCUAUUGACAUAGUCGUGCUUUCUUGUGGUUGCACAAUAGUCUCCUCAAACUCGACUAAAUCAUCGAUCCACUGGUCCAAGACGUGUGUUGCUGUCACUGGUGAUUGUUGACUGUGCGUGAUUUCCUGCUGGGUAUUUGGGGGAAUAGGCGGUGUAGUCGGCGGGCGAUCUUGGCUAUUAGAAGCUGAGUUGUUAUGUGGUAUUUCCUGUUGACCUUGUUGGUCUAUUUCUAAACUCGGGUCAUUAGGCAUAGCUUGCUUCGUCAUCUUUUCGAUGUGCUCCUCAAUUGUUUCUUCUAACGUGUAUACAUCAUUGUUCAAAUCGUUUUCCCACGCGUCUAAUGCAUCAUGAUCCGGGUUUUCGAAUUCGAAGAACAAGCUUUGUAUUUCGCACGCGCUUUCGAAGUCCUUUCUUAGCUGAUCUAGUUCUUUGCGAAAUCGUUUCGCCGUGGUAGUAUCUGUUGUCGUCAAAUCGCGGAUGCGCUUAAUCGCACGCGUUAUCUUGCAGCGUAAUUGUUUCCUUCUUGUUCGUAUAUCUGUUUCGCUAUCGGUACCGCAAUUUUCCCUUUCGUAAACCAUCGUUGCCAUUUGGAACGGUCGUUGUCAUUUUAAGAACGGUCGUUGCCAUUUAAAACAGUCGUUGUCAUUUUAGCCCAUUUAUGAUGUCAUACUCGUAUCUCCGGCGAUCGGAAAACGCUCCGAGACAUCACGCGCGAGUGCCUUUGGGUUCCCUGUGGUACAAGAGCCCCGCACGUGAGUUUUGUGUUUACAAUAAGGCGGAACAAGAAGCAUCCACGUGCGAACAACAACAACGCGAUCCUCCCCCUACAAUGCAUUCGAUUCGGAAACCAACCGGCUGGAACGCAUUUUACCAGUCAGUUGCGCCAGAUGUACAGAAACAGCUGAGUGAUGGGGCAGGAAUCGGAAACAUUUCCACGGUUGUUGGCAGAAUGUGGAAAAAAAUUGCCUGCGGACAGAAGAAAGUACUGGAAGGACAAGGCACAAAGCAUAAGAGAGGAUCUUGACACAGGCAUGGCAACGAAGAAUAAGUGUGCUUCUUGUCAAACAGAAUUUUCCA